AUGGCCGCCCUCAGCCCCGAACAGAUAGCCGAAGAGCUCAGGACUAUGCGCCGCGAGAUCGCGGACGUGAGGGCCGAGGCCGAGCGAGACGGCCAGGAAGUGGAGAACGAACUGCAGGCCGUGCGUGACGAUUUCGCCCUCUCCAUCGCCAAGCUCGACGAGAAAACGGCCAACGUCAAGAAGGAGCUGGCCAACGUCAAGAAGGGGCUGGCCACGGUCAACAAGGCCCUCAAGAAGAACGCCAAGCCCAUCAAGUCCAUCGAGAAGCGCUAUCGGCGCGGACACGGUGGCCCGUCGGACGACCAAGCGCCACCAGCAAACGUGUUCUCCCGCCUCGGAACCUUCUGU
Molecule: messenger RNA, 348 nt
Organism: Mesorhabditis spiculigera
Lineage: Eukaryota; Metazoa; Nematoda; Chromadorea; Rhabditida; Rhabditidae
Source: the annotation of a GenBank genome assembly